Aspergillus campestris IBT 28561 is the source of this 644-nucleotide messenger RNA. Its product is annotated as translation initiation factor eIF1. Bases 49 to 393 code for a protein of 114 amino acids. The transcript has 4 exons. Gene Ontology annotation, biological process: translational initiation. Gene Ontology annotation, cellular component: eukaryotic 43S preinitiation complex. Gene Ontology annotation, molecular function: translation initiation factor activity; RNA binding; ribosomal small subunit binding. The record is from RefSeq and is a predicted model, not a curated record. Lineage: Eukaryota; Fungi; Ascomycota; Eurotiomycetes; Eurotiales; Aspergillaceae.
CUUCUACCUACAGCUUUUAAGAGCCGUUUAUCGCAAAAGGCCGAGUUUAUGUCCAUCGAAAACCUCAAGUCCUUCGACCCCUUCGCCGAAGCUGACGAAGACACCGGCGAGACUAAACAGUCUCAAAAUUACAUCCAUAUACGGAUUCAGCAGCGCAAUGGUCGUAAGACCUUGACCACCGUCCAGGGUCUUCCCAAGAAGUUUGACCAGAAGAAGAUUUUGAAGGUGAUCAAGAAGAAAUUCGCUUGCAAUGGCACCAUCGUCAACGAUACCGAGAUGGGCGAGGUGAUUCAGCUGCAGGGAGACCAGCGCAAGGAUGUUCAGGAGUUUUUGACCGAUAAGAAGGAAGGUCUUGAGCUUGAUGCCAAGACCAUCAAGGUCCAUGGAUUCUAAGCGUGUCACCACGCCCCGUUCCGGUCCCAUCCCCCCAAGUCUACGGUACCCCCGGAAUGGAUGAGUAGAGGGCAUGGUGUGCCAUCCGUCCGCGGUUGUUCUCGCAAUCACUGCGUAGACGACCGUGGCACUCCGUCUCUUGUCUUCUAUCUUUCUUUACCCAUUCUGUGCUCGGUAUACCGGACUUGGGCCUUCUGUCGAACGAUGCACGAGUCUUUGAUCUUUACUUGUUAGAUCCCCUUCGAUCACCC